Molecule: messenger RNA, 393 nt
Organism: Prunus avium (sweet cherry)
Lineage: Eukaryota; Viridiplantae; Streptophyta; Magnoliopsida; Rosales; Rosaceae
Source: RefSeq, a predicted model, not a curated record
AUGGACUUGCUAGCAAAUACUGGAAUGCUUGACUAUAAACUAGCUGAUACACCUAUUGUUGAGAAUCAUAAACUUGGACCUAUAGUUGAGAAUCAUAAACUUGGAGUUUAUGUGGAUCAGGUCCCAACUAACAAAGAGAGAUACCAAAAGUUGGAUGGAAGAUUGAUCUAUUUAUCACUGACACGCCCUGAUAUUGCCUAUGUUGUAAGCGUUGCGAGCCAAUUUAUGCAUUCACCUAGUGAGGAUCAUAUGACUGUUGUGAUGCGUAUUCUGAGUUACUUAAAGUCUGCUCAUGGGAGAGGUUUAUUAUUUAAGAAAAAUGGCCACUUGGAUCUAGAAGGUUGCACUGAUGCAGAUUAUGAAGGAAACAUGCAUCUGAUACUUACGAAAUGA